UGUAGAAAAAAAAAUGGUCUUUUACCUGUUUGCUGGAGAUGCUAAAUUUAAUCUCGCUAACAGAACUUCCUUUUCAACAGAUUGGAUUUUUGAAAUAUGACGUUGCUAAAGAGGUUUGUGUUAAGAUUGUUCAUAUCAUUGAAGUACAUCACUGCCAAUGUGGUAGACAGAAACAACCGACGAAUAGUAGCAACAUCAUCAACGGUUGAACAUUCAGUGAAACAGUCACUUGAGUGCGGUAGAACUUGCAAUGCAAAGGCUGCAGCAAUCGUAGGAGAAGUGUUGGCAAUGCGUUUCAAAGUGGAGGGUCUAGAUCAAGUGCAAGUAAACGGGAUCCAUGUCAAUGUAAAUAAGGAGGUUGAGAAGAAAGGUUUCAAGAAUCGCACAAAAGUUUGGGCUAUAGUUAACGGCCUAAAGAGCAACGGAGUGAAACUUAUUUUGAAUGACAAUAAAAAUGACAGUUCUCGCCUCAUCUCAGUAAAUUAGUUGUACUCAAUAUGUAGUUGACUCUUAAAAUAACAUCAUUUUUUUUUUCCAGAUCCGUUAACUUCCGUAGUGAGUCCAAUAUACAAACACAUUGCCAUAAUUUUUGUAUAUUAGAUAGAUAGUUUUUUCUUGUAUGUGAAGAAUGGCUCAAGAGUACACUGAGUCAGACGAGAUCAAGAUUGA
Solanum tuberosum (potato) is the source of this 669-nucleotide messenger RNA. RefSeq lists its product as uncharacterized. Gene Ontology annotation, cellular component: ribosome. NCBI's taxonomy places the organism in Eukaryota, Viridiplantae, Streptophyta, Magnoliopsida, Solanales, Solanaceae. The coding region runs from base 97 to 486 and encodes 129 amino acids. Gene Ontology annotation, molecular function: 5S rRNA binding; structural constituent of ribosome. The record is from RefSeq and is a predicted model, not a curated record. The transcript has a single exon. Gene Ontology annotation, biological process: translation.